Cuscuta campestris is the source of this 1356-nucleotide messenger RNA. Lineage: Eukaryota; Viridiplantae; Streptophyta; Magnoliopsida; Solanales; Convolvulaceae. The record is from the annotation of a GenBank genome assembly.
CUAAAAUCCCCUCAUUUGACAGUGUUUCCCAUUGACCCGACCCGUUAAAUUCCAUCUCCAUUUUUUCCGCAUCCAUACACUGCUCCUGCAACGACGAUGUCCCAAAAUCUGCUGACACCUUAUCAUUGCCGGAUCGGAGGCUUCAUCUGCUGCUGCCGGCGAACUCGUCCGCAGAAUUCCCGAAACGUCAUCUCCCUCUUUCCGAAACCCUUCACCCUGCAAGUCCAAGCAGCUCCAAGAACUCAUUUUUCCGGUCGGGAUUUCCUCAGGACCCGCCAGAGUUACGCCGUCAGGGCUGCGGGUUUCGAAUUGGAAGAACCCGGGGAAAAUCUGCCCGACAAAGGAUUCAAUUUCGAUGCUCUCUUAUCGGUUCUUGAAUUCCUGUGCUUGGCCGUAUCGGCUGCUGUACCCAUUGCCGUUGGGGUGCGGUGGUGGGUUUCCCGGCAGCAGAGUUGGGUAGGGUUCCGGCUACUGGUGGGACAGUGUGCGGUGUUGGCGGGUGGAAUGUUGAUCGGAGCUGUAAUUAGGAGGCGCCAGUGGCGGAGAGUUUGUAAAGUUGAGGUGGUUUCAAGGUCCGGUAAGGGUUACCAGGGGGUCAAUCUGGUAGAGAGGAUCGAGAAGCUGGAAGAAGAUUCCCGGAGCUCCAAGAGGAUAGUUCAAGCCUUAUCUAGGCAGCUUGAGAAGCUGGGAACUCGUUUUCAGAUCAAAAUGAGGAACUUUAAGGACACUAUUGCCCAGACUGCAGCAUUGGCCCAGAGGAACUCUGAGGCUACUAGAUCAUUGGCUGUGGAAGGGGAAAUUCUUGAGAGAGAGCUUCUUGAAAUACAAAGGGUCUUACUGGCAAUGCAGGACCAACAACAGAAACAGCUUGAACUGAUCCUUGCAAUUGGGAGAACUGUCAAGUUAUGGGACAACUUGGAUUCACCCUCUCAAGAUCUCUGCCGGGAUGAUGGUGCGCCUAAUACUACAGCGAGUUCAGCUGUUGUCUGAGGGACUGAACUAAACCAAUGCGAACUUUGAUGAUUGAUUGUAAAGAGACACACAGACACAGACAGCAGAAAUACAGAAUGGUUUUGCUUUGGUGAAAAACCAGAUAAUCCCCUUAAGGCCAAUUAGAAGAGAUGGAAUCUUGGUGUGUGAAACCCAUUCUGGUGAGGUGGAGAUUAUGGACAGAUGAAAAUGAAAAAAAGGUGUUGAAAAAAGGAGUAUAAAUUUGGCUUUCCAGUGGAUCCAUUUGUUGGUGAUGUUAGUGUCAUCGGUUAUUUUGAGCAACUACUUUUACUCAGCAAAAAAAAGUGAGUAAUAUUUGAAUACUAUCUCAACUUUCAGCAAUUCAAAUACAAAUACUAACACUAG